Molecule: messenger RNA, 2396 nt
Organism: Acanthopagrus latus (yellowfin seabream)
Lineage: Eukaryota; Metazoa; Chordata; Actinopteri; Spariformes; Sparidae
Gene: gdi2
Product: GDP dissociation inhibitor 2
Exons: 10
Coding region: 159-1499 (446 amino acids)
Biological process (GO): small GTPase-mediated signal transduction; vesicle-mediated transport; protein transport
Cellular component (GO): cytoplasm
Molecular function (GO): Rab GDP-dissociation inhibitor activity
Source: RefSeq, a predicted model, not a curated record
GCUUCUCCUCAGCGCCUUCUUCCAAAUGAUUGACAGCUGAGAAGCCCCGCCCCCCGAGGCGCCUGACGCGGACCGCAGCCCCUCUCAUUUCCAGCCCCGCAAAUCUCCAUUUUCUUCUUUCCCGAUAUCCAGGAGCAGAGAAGUAAAGACUUGGAAAAAUGAAUGAAGAAUACGACGUUAUCGUCCUGGGCACCGGGCUUACGGAAUGCAUUUUAUCAGGAAUCAUGUCAGUGAAGGGGAAGAAAGUUCUGCACAUGGACCGCAACUCAUACUACGGAGCUGAGAGUGCCUCCAUUACACCUCUUGAAGAUCUCUACAAGCGCUUCAACCUUCCUGGCGAACCUCCUGAGUCAAUGGGAAAAGGCAGGGAUUGGAAUGUGGACCUCAUCCCCAAAUUCCUCAUGGCCAACGGUCAGCUGGUCCGCAUGCUGCUGAUCACACAGGUGACUCGCUACCUGGAAUUCAAAGUGAUUGAGGGCAGCUACGUCUACAAGAAAGGCAAAAUCCAUAAAGUCCCCUCAACUGAGACUGAGGCUCUGGCAUCUAGUUUGAUGGGGUUGUUUGAAAAACGGCGCUUCAGAAAGUUCUUGGUCUUUGUUGCCAACUUUGAUGAGAAUGACCCCAGAACCAUGGAGGGUGUCGACCCCAAGACUACAACAAUGAGGGACAUUUACAAAAAGUUUGACCUGAGCCAGGAUGUCAUAGACUUCACUGGCCACUCCCUCGCCCUCUACCGCACAGAUGAGUACCUGGAUCAGCCUUGCAAGGAUGCAAUAGACCGGAUAAAGCUGUACAGUGAGUCUCUGGCUAGAUAUGGCAAAAGCCCAUACCUCUACCCACUUUAUGGCCUGGGAGAACUGCCACAAGGAUUUGCCAGGCUGAGUGCCAUCUAUGGUGGGACGUACAUGUUGAACAAGCCCAUCGAGGAGAUAGUGGUGGAGAAUGGGAAGGUGGUGGGAGUCAAGUCUGAGGGAGAGAUUGCCAGAUGCAAGCAGCUGAUCUGUGACCCCAGCUACGUAAAGGAUCGCGUCACCAAAGUGGGUCAGGUGAUCAGAGCCAUCUGCAUCCUGAGUCACACCAUUGCCGGCACCGCCGACAACAACUCUUGCCAGAUCAUCAUCCCUCAAAAUCAGGUCAACAGGAAGCAUGACAUCUACGUUUGUAUGAUCUCCUCCGCUCACAACGUCGCAGCAAAGGGCAAAUAUAUCGCGAUCGUGAGCACCACAGUGGAGACAAAUGACCCUGAGAGUGAGAUCAAGCCGGCCCUGGACCUACUGCAACCCAUUGAGCAGAAGAUGGUCAACAUUAGUGAACAGUUUGGACCCACUGACAUGGGCAAUGAAAGCCAGAUUUUCAUCUCCCGUACAUAUGAUGCCACAACUCACUUUGAAACCACCUGUGACGACAUCAAGGACAUCUACAGGAGGAUGACGGGCUCAGACUUUGACUUUGCCGAGAUGGAGCGCAAGCAGAAGGACACCUUUGGCGAUGCAGAGUAAAGGCGAUGCGUCCACGACACUCCUGAUUAUCGAAGACAGCGCUGCCGACAACUGAAAUCUCAAAAUCCAAGGAAGUUCAUGAUAUAUAGAGAUAUGAUGUAGUAAUGUUGGAUAGGGUUCAGGGAGGGAGCUAUGCUUUUUCAAAUCACAUUUGGUUGUUGCACUAAAGUGCUAAUAUACAGUAAUACCCUACAUUCUUCUACUUCAUCAUGUUAAGAUGAUGAAUAGUCCAUAGAUGCCAUAUCAAAUGACAAUUAAUAAUCAAUAUUAUUAUCUUACAGGCUGGUUGUGUAUUGGGUUGGGUGUCCAGUAUUUGUCAUUGUGUAAAAGUCGUUUGGAAGACAAAUAACAUCUAUACAUUAGUUAUUUAGUCUUUUCAGGUGUUGUUUCAUGUCAGGGUCAGAAAGAGCCAGCUUGGCUUUGUGCAACUAAAUUAUAUGAUGUGAGCCAUCAGAUUAUAUUGUCAGAUUUAGUUUAAAGUGGUCAAAGGGGUGUGCAGACUUAAUGUUGUUGUCGUUAUACCCCUUUUUUGUCAUAUCUCCAGCACAACCGGACGCAUUUCGUAAACCAAGCCACAAGGGCAACUGUAGUUCAGCAUAAACCACCUGAACCUGUUUUCAACAGCUUGAUCUAAUAUAAUGCAUCAGAGGAGAUAUUAGUACCUGUAUUAUGCAAAGUGAUGGAUGAUCGGAGCAUUAACAGCAGAUUAAUGUGAAGUCUGGUUGACUGUAAUUGCUUAAGAAGGACCAAAUGUGUACUGCAGCAGUAUUGAAUUGAUAAGAGCCCUGUGAGAUCCUCUAUUAUGAACAACUUAAAAAGAAAAAAAAAACUAAAACAUGUUGGGCUCAAUGAUUUCUGUACUGCAAAGUAAAAAAACAACUUUGUCAAAAACCAAAA